Oncorhynchus keta (chum salmon) is the source of this 2894-nucleotide messenger RNA. RefSeq names its product serine protease HTRA3-like. Gene Ontology annotation, molecular function: serine-type endopeptidase activity; protein binding. The coding region runs from base 428 to 1837 and encodes 469 amino acids. The record is from RefSeq and is a predicted model, not a curated record. Lineage: Eukaryota; Metazoa; Chordata; Actinopteri; Salmoniformes; Salmonidae. The transcript has 9 exons. Gene Ontology annotation, cellular component: extracellular region. Gene Ontology annotation, biological process: proteolysis.
AUGCGAACGAAUGAUAUGAGAUCUUCCAAAAAACCUGAGAAAAGAAAAGCCACUGCACUGCUGCACUGACACCCAUUUCAAUGUAGACUCGGCGUCACCGGGAUCAUUACAAAUAACGUACAGCUAGUUGGAAACACUGCAUCGAUCUUUGUGAUGAAUUUCCACUCCUUUGGGAUAAAGUUACCCGUUUAAUCUGAAUCAGGAUAUGCAUAUGAGGGAAGAACUUUUCAGUCGUAAGGAGACACCAAUGUCUAUCCUGCAAGCGUAAAUUUGUCUCAACAGUCCCGUGAAAGUGAUGCAAAAAGACGUUGCGCGUCGUUCAAUCUUCCCAAAUUACCAGUAACCGUUUUGUGACGAACAUGACCUUCAUGUAAAUACUUUACAUUAUUUUUAUUUUAUAGGUUUAACUUUGACCAAAUCGCCAACAAUGCAGGUCCUUCUGUUUGCCACCGUUCUCUUCUGCGUGGAGGACUUCGUCCGUGCUGAGCCCAAACAGAAGUGCACGGAGCGCUGCGACGUGAGCACUUGCCCCAGCCCCAGCUGCCCGAUGGGGUACGUUCCAGACCGAUGCAACUGCUGCCUGGUAUGCGCCCAGGGCGAAGGCGAACCAUGCGGGCGCAAAGACGACCUUCCCUGCGGUGAUGGACUCGACUGCAAGCACCCGGCGGGCAAGCGUCUCGCCAAGGGGUUCUGCCAGUGUAAAUUAGUGCAUAAAGUGUGCGGCAGUGAUGGCAAUACAUAUGGGAACGUGUGUCAGCUUAAGGCGCAGAGUAGGAAGGCACUGCAACAGGGUCUGCCAGCCAUCAACUCGGUCCAGAAGGGACCAUGCAAAAUCAACCAAAACAAAGGUACUUCACACCCCACCAGUCCCAGGUAUAAGUUUAACUUCAUAGCUGACGUGGUGGAGAAGAUCGCUCCGGCUGUGGUCCACAUCGAACUCUUCCUCAGACACCCUCUGUUCGGCCGGAACGUCCCUCUGUCCAGCGGGUCAGGCUUUGUGAUGUCAGAGACUGGCCUGAUAGUGACCAAUGCCCACGUCGUGUCCAGCACCACGCCUAUGUCAGGUCAUCAGCAGCUCAAGGUUCAGAUGCACAGUGGUGACAUCUACGAGGCGACCAUCAAGGACAUCGACAAGAAGUCCGACAUCGCCACCAUAAAAGUCAACUCACUGAAAAAGCUCUCUGUGCUGUUGCUAGGCCACUCGGCCGACCUUCGACCCGGUGAGUUUGUGGUUGCGAUCGGCAGCCCCUUUGCGCUCCAGAACACGGUUACCACGGGGAUCGUGAGCACGGCCCAGAGGGACGGCAAAGAGCUGGGCAUCAGGGACUCUGACAUGGGCUAUGUACAGACGGACGCCAUCAUUAACUAUGGAAAUUCAGGUGGACCUCUCGUUAACUUGGAUGGUGAGGUGAUCGGCAUCAACACUCUCAAGGUGGCUGCUGGGAUUUCCUUCGCCAUCCCCUCUGAUAGGAUCACACGCUUCCUCAACGAAUCAAUGGACAAGCAGAGCAAAGAAGUGAGAUCACUGAAGAAGCGGUUUAUUGGAAUAAGGAUGCUCACCAUCACCUCAGCCCUGGUUGAGGAGCUGAAGCAGCAGAACCCAGACUUCCCAGAGGUCACUAGUGGGAUCUACGUUCAUGAAGUGGUUCCUCACUCUCCUGCACAGAAAGGUGGAAUCAGAGACGGCGACAUCAUCGUGAAGCUGAACGGCCGUCCGCUGCUGACCACUGCUGACCUACAGGGGGCGCUCACAGAGGAGACGACUCUGCUGUUGGAGGUCAGGAGGGGCAACGACGACCUACUCUUCAACAUCCAGCCUGAUGUCAUUAUGCAGUAAUCAUGACACAAAUGCCCACCAGUGUAUUCAAGAUUUUAAAAAAUAAUCAUCAUCUGAACGUUCUGUAACGUUGCAAUGUCACUCAUGAACAGGCCCCUUGCUGUUCAACACCGAGCCCGACGACGUCAUCGGGCAGUAACCAUGGCAACUGUGGUGUGGAAUCCGGGAGACUGAUAAAAGUAUAUGUACCACCAAACAAACAUGCUUGUUGAGAGACCUAGACACUGAUAGUUGCCCCUAAUCACUGAUCUAGGGUCAGUUGUUUGUUUCUCCCCCUAAUGGUUGAUGAUAGGAUUUGGAGGGUAAAAUAGGAUCCUAGAUCUAUGCCUAAAGGGUGACUUUUUAACCAUUCAGAUCCAAGGUGAAGACGAUCAACAAACAGAAAAACUGUGUUUGUUUGUUGGAACCUUGAUGGGGAAACGAUAGACCGACUGAACCUUGUUUGGCAAAUCUCCACAGAACUCUGGAGUCCAGAUGCAUUUAGGACUGAAAGUCCCAGUGAAACCAAACACUUGAUUUGUAUUGUUAUAUAUGUGUUUUGUAUCAUCUAAAUGUCUUUGUCAAAGCAUACGAGCUGUUACUUGAGAAUCACUUACUCCAAAUGCAAGCGAUCAUUGGUAAGACAAGUUUUAGCAUAAUAGAUGUUUCAAUUGUUACAUUGCUUUUAUGGCCUUUUAAAUCUGUUAGAAUAGAAAUCAUUUCUGUAUAUACGAGUAGCUGUGUCCAAUGUUGUCGGUUCGGAACCAUUCCCCUAACCAACUGUGAAUGUUAUUUGGUCAGUUAUAGGUUGAAAGAAAGAUCACAUUUUGGUCAGAAAUGGUCAGUUGAAAGAAAUACAUUAUUUUUCAGCUGGUAAAAUGUAAGCAAAUGUCUGAUUUGAAUCUGUUGCUGUAUUCCUGCGGUCUUCUACUAUAACCGACACGCUGGUAACACUUUACAUUAAUGUCCCCUUUAUAAAGCUGUUAUGAGUUGUUCAUAAGUAGUUUACGAUACCAACUUGUGCUUAAAGUAUGAAUAAAUAAACUCACUUUACAGGCAGUGAGUUAUAUAUUAAUCA